GAUAAUAUUUCUAUUCUAUGUGUAGUAGGUAAUGUAAUUGAGAUGAGAGAAAUCAGAAAUGUGAAUUUAAAUUUUUAGGUUAUAACGUGUUGUAUUUAUAAACAAACAAUUUAUAGGAUUUCGUUCAUCAAUUUUAAAUAGUCUAGGAACUUUAGUAGUUUGGUGGACAUCGACUUAACUACCUACAAUAUUUACAAAGAGCUAUAAAAUAUGUCUGGUUUAAAAAUAAAAGUUAUAAGUCGCAAUCCUGAGGAUUAUUUACGUGCCACUAAACGGGAUAUAUAUAAAAUUCAAAGAAAUUAUGAUCCAAGUCUUCAUCCCCUUGAAGCACCACGUGAAUAUGUGAGAGCUUUGAAUGCGGUGAAACUAGACAAAGUAUUUGCUAAACCGUUUCUUGGGAGUUUGGAUGGACAUUCCGACGGCGUCUCUAGUUUAGCUAAGCAUCCGAGUAGGCUUGCAACUUUAGCUAGUGGGGCAUUCGAUGGAGAAAUAAGAUUAUGGGAUUUAACAUCAAGGAAAUGUACUAGGAAUUUUAUAGCCCAUGAAGGCUGGGUUCGUGCAUUAUGCUUUACGCCCAGCGGUCAGACCUUCACUAGUGUUGGUGAUGACAAAACCAUUAAAACAUGGAAAUCUGAGGUUCAGUCACCUGAUGAUGAAGACCCAAUCAACACUUUACUGAGUAUGUCCGUUGUGUCUGGUGUAUCACAUCAUAGAAACAAACCUAUAUUCGCUACUUGCGGUGAACAUUGUCAAUUAUGGGAAAACACUAGGAAUGAACCAAUUAAAGUUUUCAAAUGGGGUGUUGACAGUCUUCAUCAUGUAGCUUUUAAUCAGGUUGAAACCAAUCUACUUGCCUCUUGUGCAAGCGACAGAAGCAUUAUUUUAUAUGACUGCAGAGAAAUGGGGCCAUUAAGAAAGGUUGUGUUGGAGUUGAGAUCAAACGCAUUAGCCUGGAAUCCUAUGGAAGCCUUUAUGUUUACUGUUGCUAAUGAGGAUUAUAAUUUAUACACAUUUGAUGUAAGAAAAUUGAAACAACCAGUCAAUAUACACAUGGAUCACACCUCAGCAGUUAUAGAUGUGGACUAUGCUCCUACUGGAAGAGAAUUUGUUGCGGGAAGCUAUGACAAAACUGUUAGGAUUUUCGAAACGCUCAAAGGUCAUUCCCGAGACGUGUACCAUACAAAACGGAUGCAAAGGUUGACAUGUGUUAAAUGGUCUUUGGAUAAUAAAUAUUUGUUGACUGGAUCGGAUGAAAUGAAUAUAAGAAUGUGGAAGGCUAGAGCUUCGGAGAAGCUUGGUGUUUUAAAACCUCGCGAACGCACAGCGCUAAACUACGCGGAUUCACUCAAGGAGAAAUUCGCCAGCCAUCCACAAAUCAAACGUAUUGCAAGACAUAGACAUGUGCCGAAACAUAUAAUGAACGCACAGAAGGAGUUACGGGUUAUUCGAGAAAAGUCCAAGAGGAAGGAAGCCAAUAGACGCGCUCAUAGCAAGCCUGGGGUGGUGCCUCAAGUUCCGGAGCGUAAGCGACACGUUGUUAAGGAAGAUAAAUAAACGAUUUUGGAAUAUA
Messenger RNA from Zerene cesonia (dogface butterfly), 1570 nucleotides. RefSeq names its product DDB1- and CUL4-associated factor 13-like. Gene Ontology annotation, biological process: maturation of SSU-rRNA from tricistronic rRNA transcript (SSU-rRNA, 5.8S rRNA, LSU-rRNA). Lineage: Eukaryota; Metazoa; Arthropoda; Insecta; Lepidoptera; Pieridae. Gene Ontology annotation, molecular function: protein binding. The coding region runs from base 211 to 1554 and encodes 447 amino acids. The record is from RefSeq and is a predicted model, not a curated record. The transcript is spliced from 5 exons. Gene Ontology annotation, cellular component: nucleolus; small-subunit processome.